AUGGCGUUUGCUGGGACAAAUGUUAGUUUGUCCCAGCCAGAUAUCAUGCAGAAACUGACGGAGCGCAUAGACGACCUGAAGCAGAGAAUCGCUGCUUGGGGAAAGCAAAUUCGGCGAUAUACCGAGAGGUCGACGCGGUUCAACCAGAAUCGUCACUUCCAGAGUGAUCAGAAGAGGCUCUAUAAAUCAUUGGAGCGACCAGUGGUAAGUGGAACGGGCCCAGUACCGGAUCAGGCCGACACGGUCGCAUUCUGGCGCGGCCUGUGGUCAGAGCCCGUAAACCACAACGAGGGCCCUUGGACGGAAGUUGUGGCGAGUCAGUGUGCGAGUAUUACGCCCAUGGACCCCGUCACCAUAACGCCGGAUGACGUGGCUGAGGCGGUCCGUAGGGCCCCGAACUGGAAAAUUCCGGUGCUCAAUGGACUGCAUCACUACUGA
Molecule: messenger RNA, 438 nt
Organism: Parnassius apollo (apollo)
Lineage: Eukaryota; Metazoa; Arthropoda; Insecta; Lepidoptera; Papilionidae
Source: the annotation of a GenBank genome assembly